AUGGCACUUCAAGGUGAUCAUAGAGCUCGUUUGCCUCAUUUGCAAAGGCCCCUCUACCAAGAAGCUGAGCCAAUCUCUUCGAAGCCUGAUAUCCCUCAACAAAAUCAACUUCCUAACACAAUGGCCGAACGAAGGAUUCAAGCUGAGCAGCCAAGAGAAGCAAAAGUCCACACCGAAACACUUCCAAGACCUUUAGAAAGAUAUGAUGACUUUUUAGGUCAAUUCACCGCUAUGGGACAGCUUCCGCCUCCUAUUUUAGAAAAUAUUAUCGCAAAAGAGCAAGCUGUCACCUCCCCACGCUUUCUCCGUUUUACAUGCACUCAAUGUGCAAUAGAUGAAAGCACUCAAAAAUCAACAGGCCUGCCACUUGCUGCAAUUUGGCACCCACUCGCUGAUAUCUGCCCAGGAGAAGAUCCAAUCCCAAUUCUUAAUAAAAUCCCAUUCCGAUGCAAUCGAUGUUUGGCAUUUGUCAGUCCUCAUUUUCGAUUUGUGGAAGGAGGAAGAAAGUGCAUAUGCAAUAUAUGCGGGCUGGUUCAAGACUCACCAGAGGAGUAUUUUAACGAUAGAAAUAACAAACCUGAGCUUUGGGCUGGGACUUAUGAGUUCAUCGCUCCAGAAGACUACUCAAAUCGGCCUCCGAUGGCUCCUUUAUUUUUCUUUUGCAUUGAUAUCUCAGCGAAUUCUAUAUCUUUAGGCCUCCCUCAGCAGAUUCUGACAUCAAUAAAAGGAGUGCUGGACUAUGUUUCUUUUCCUGAGAGAUGCAGCAUUGGAGUGAUGACGUUUGAUACUUCUAUGCAGUUCUAUAAGAUUGGAUCUACUGGAGAAGUCUCAGAAAUCUUGGUAACUGAUGUAGACGACCCUUUUAUCCCUGAAAGUGUGGCUGGGCUUACUUAUAAUGUGGCUGAGCAGCGGGAACAGCUGGAUGGGCUAUUGGAUAGGCUGCUUGCUUGGGACUUUACACAACCUCCUAAAGUGAAUUUAUCAGCUGGGGCAGUAGCUGACGCGAUGAAAAAUUAUUUAUUAAAAGGAAGAGGAGGGAGAGUCCUCAUCUUUACUUCCCAGCUUGGCACUGUUGGAAAAGGAAAACUGACUAAUAGAGUAGACCCUAAACUUUUUAAUACAGAUAAAGAGAAAACCAUGUACGCUCCACUUGAAAAUUAUGUUACCUUAGCCCAAGAGUGCACAUCUGAAGAUAUUUGUAUUGAUAUUUUCUUAUGCUCAGGACAGUAUGCUGAUGCCCCUUCAUUGGCUGCACUUUGUUCUCAAACUGGAGGAGAUUUGCAUUAUUAUCCAAAUUUCAAUGUAGGCUUUGAUGGAGAACGGAUGUAUUAUCAAAUUUUCCGAACUUUGACAAGGACACAAGGCUUCCAAGCAGUUAUGAGGGCAAGAUGUAGCAAUGGAAUCGCAAUUGAUCAAUAUAUUGGGAAAUUCAAAAGAAAAGGACCGGUCGAAAUGGAGCUGGCUUGCAUUGAUUCGGAUAAAACUAUAGUCAUUAUGCUUAAGCAUGACUCAAAAUUGCAAGAAGAUAUUGAUUUGCAUGUUCAAUGCGCAAUGCUUUAUACGAGCCAGUAUGGGCAAAGACUUAUAAGAAUUUUCAACGGAGUCAUGAAAAGCACAAAAAUGAUCCCUAAUAUAUUUAAAGGGGGAGAUGCUGAUGCAAUAGCGAAUGUUGUUGCAAGACAAAGCGCUUAUUCGAUUUAUGAAGAAGCGGUGGGGACUGUUAGAGAAAAAUGGCAUGCAAGCAUGAUAACGAUGCUUACGAUACAUAGAAUGACUGUUGGAGAUGGAGAAGUAAACAAAAUUUUGGUACCUGAGACCUUAAGAAUGGUCCCUCUUUAUAGUAACACAGCUAUGAAGCUUCCAGCUUUUGCAGUAAGUGGGGUUCCAAUUGAUGCAAGGCUUUUUUCAGUGCACGCACUAUUAGGUAUGAACAUCCGUCAAACAAGAAUGCACUUUUAUCCAUCCAUUUAUAGUUUGCACGACAUUUCAGUCCAGCCUCAACAGCCAGGAACUCUAAAUAAUGCUGAGUUCCUAAUCCUCCCUAACUUAGUUCCGUGCACCUUGCAAUAUAUUCAAUCGAAUGGAGUCUACUUACUAUUUAAUGGUGAAGUUAUGCUACUUUACAUAGGAAGGAACGCAGAUCAAGAAUUUUUGCAAAAUGUUUUUGGCGUCCCUCAGUUUGACGAAUUGAGCGAAAACCCUGAGUUGUGGGCUCUAAAUGACUAUGGAAAUGAUGAGUCAGCAAAAGUGCUAGCUAUUAUAGAUGAGGUCAGGAAAAGAAGUCCAUCAGCUUAUCCAUCCUUGCAUUGGCUCUUUGAAGGGAAAGGGGAUGAUUUCAUUUUAAGAAGGUUCAUGGUGGAAGAUGUGACGUCUGGAGAAAUCAGCUACAGUGAUUACUUGCUAAGAAUCCACAAAAUAGUGCUGAAUAAAAUUGCUGAAAGAAGAGGAUAA
This is a messenger RNA of Blepharisma stoltei, 2451 nucleotides long. Lineage: Eukaryota; Ciliophora; Heterotrichea; Heterotrichida; Blepharismidae. The record is from the annotation of a GenBank genome assembly.